UACUGAGAUGCAUCAGGACGUGAAAUGAAAAGUUCAUGAAUUUUUGAUCAAACAAAUAAAUUUAUAAUUGCUAUAGAAUCGUGAAGUCUUGACAUUUAUGUAGUUCCUUCAUCUUUAUAAAAAAUGUUUUGUACAUAUUCUACAUCCCAAUUAAUUGUUCUCAUGUUUUUAUUCCAGAUUUUCACCAAACAAAAAUAUUUUUUUUAAGUUACAACUUUUCUCCUUCAAGAUGACCUGCCCUUCUCCCAACGGCUCCACGAUGGUCCUCAUAAACCAAACAGACCCAGCAACCAGUUUGACCUCUGUGAAUAUACUGACCAUCACCCUCCAUGGAAUAGUCUCCACCAUCGGCAUCGUGGAAAACCUCCUCAUCCUCGGAAUCGUUGGCUUCCGUGUCCGCCGCUCCAUCAUCAGCAUCUGGAUCCUGAACCUGGCGGCGUCGGACUUCCUGGCCACGUGCUUCCUGCCCUUCUUCACCCUCUACAUGGCCCGUGGGAACACCUGGAUGCUGGGCCCGACCUUCUGCCGGAUCUACUCCUCCAGCUUCUUCCUCAACAUGUUCGUCAGCGCCUUCCUGCUCGCCGCCAUCUCUCUGGACCGCUGCCUGGUCGUGGUGAGACCCGUCUGGGCCCAGAACUACAGGACCGUGGAGCUGGUGGGGAAGAUAUGUGGAGCGAUUUGGUUCGCCGCUGUGAUCUUCACCAUCCCAUUCUACUUGUUCCGUGACACCAUCCAACUAUCCACUAAAAAAGUUCUCUGUUACUACAACUACGCAAGGUUGCUCCCAAGCGAGCCCUACGACCUUAAAGCUUUAUGUAAGCAGCGCAAAGAGGGACUGGUCAUCAUGAAGUUCCUGUUUGCUUUCCUGAUUCCUCUUCUAAUCAUCAUCUUCAGUUACGUAGCCGUGAACAGAAGCUUGGCGUACCGAGGCUGCCGGCGGUCUUUCCGGUUCGUCCGGCUCGUAGUGGCCGUUGUGGUGACCUUUAUCCUCUGCUGGGCUCCGUACCACAUCUUCAUCAUCAUGGAGAUGAUGGCCCCCAACAACAGUUCUGCGCGCAAGUUUGCGACCUCCGCUCUUCCGAUAUCGGCAACAGUCGGCUUCUUGAACAGCGUCAUCAACCCCAUCCUGUACGUCUUCAGCUGUCCCGAUCUGUGCCGCAAGAUCCGACAUUCCCUCGGAGCGGUGAUGGAGAGCGUCCUGGCCGAGGAUCUGGCUGAGCUGGCCCGGCGGCGCAGCACCCGCACCUCCGUCAGCAACUCCGAGCUUGGGAUGAGGAAGAAAAGUUCGACUACAGUUUUUACACCUCUGAAAGCAGAGACUACUGAGCAGGUAGAGUUUCUCACCAACUCUUCUUAGAACCGAAACGCGACGCAAAUUCCUAAAAUGGGACCGGAAGCCUUUUCUACCCAUGAAUCCUUUUACGGUAACUUUGUGUCGAGCUGAGCUUAUAAAGAUUUAAAACUUUAACCGCAGAAAAAAAUAACUAUUUAACUGCUGCAAUGUUUUAACAAACACAUGUAAAAACAUUGAAAUGACAUCCAGUUAAACUUCGGAUAGCUAGAUGAGCUAACUGCUAAUUCCAGCAAAAUCCAGACCAAAAUGUGCUGCUGCCUUAAAUAAAUCCAGUUUAGACAAAAGCUGUAGCAUUAGCAAUUUUAUAAGCAUAUAUAUUACUGUCAAUUUUGAAUUACACGUUUAUUCACGCAGAAUUCUGUGUUAGCUUGCACAAAUAGCAACAGCUAGCUGUAGCAUCUACCCACUUCCUGCUAAUA
Messenger RNA from Austrofundulus limnaeus, 1773 nucleotides. RefSeq names its product prostaglandin D2 receptor 2. Gene Ontology annotation, cellular component: plasma membrane. The record is from RefSeq and is a predicted model, not a curated record. Gene Ontology annotation, biological process: complement receptor mediated signaling pathway; phospholipase C-activating G protein-coupled receptor signaling pathway; inflammatory response. The coding region runs from base 230 to 1357 and encodes 375 amino acids. Lineage: Eukaryota; Metazoa; Chordata; Actinopteri; Cyprinodontiformes; Rivulidae. The transcript has a single exon. Gene Ontology annotation, molecular function: complement receptor activity; G protein-coupled receptor activity.